CGUCCUUCUUUGAAUUGAAAACUCCGCUUGACUGAUGUGUGGCCUGCUGAUCAUGACAGGCCCAACAUGAAGAAUCCAACUGCCGAUGCGAACAGAUAGACUGGCCAAGUUCCACUGACGAAAUAAUUAUCUGCAGCCUAUCCCGGCAAACAUCGCGACAACCACCUGCACUUUGGCACUCCCUCGUGUCCGUAGCCCGUAGCCGUCUUCAGUCGGACGGGUCGCGCAACCCCAGAUACCUCAAACGUCAAUCCACCCGCUUCUUUCAACGGCUUUGGAAAAAUCGCGUAUCCGAUUCAGGCCGAUUCGACCUGCCGCACCUCGAGUUCCUCUGGAUCACUUUUUGUUCUCCGGUUCCCAAAGCGCGUCUGUUUCCACCAGGCGCGCCUUCCCCUUAUCGCCCACCUGCCUGGGCAGCCUAGCGCAGGAAUUUCUUCGGCUGCCACUAAGUCGAUAUUUACUUCAAUUCAUCUUUUGUCGGACUCUGGCCCUUUUGAUUACCGAUCACGCCGCUUACUGUGUCUCAAUUCUCUGUCGGCACCGACCUAGUUCAUCGCGCCGCAAACGUCAUCUCUUACUCAUCCCACUUCAGUACACCCACUCAUAAUCCUUCAUUCGUAUCUCACCCCAGACGUUCAGUCCAUCGCCGGCGGAUCAACGGCAUAUUAUGGCGAUUUCGUCCCCAGCGACCGCCGCAGCGCCGGCCGCAGCACCGUCACCACCAUCAUCAUCAGCUGCACCAUCAUCAGAAGCACCAUCAGCAACAGCAGCACCGCCGGCUGCAUCUUCUGCCAUGGCCAACUCCGUCGCCGAAAAGGAGACAGCCGCCGAACCGGAUCCUGAUCCCUGGCCGCAAAUCGAGCACAACUACUUCACCUCGAUGCGCCUGCACCGCGAGCGAGAGGACGCCGCCCUCGCCGAGGCAUACCACGCCAAGACGGACCCGCUGCGCCAGCGGCUCGUCGACAAUUACAACGCCCAGGCGGAGCUGCUGCGGCAGCUGCGGGCGCUGCGGGAGCAGUACGACACCGCCCAGGCCGAGCUGGGCGCGCUGGAGGAGGAGUGGCAGGUGCUCAUGGACGAGAAGAGGCGCGAGCGCGAGCGCGAGGACGAGGAGCGGCGCGCGUGGUUCCGCAAGUACCGGAGGGGCGGCCUGGCUUAUCGUGGGGCCGGGGCUGCUACCGCGACCGCUACCGCUACUGCUACUGCUACUGCUACUGCUACUGCUACUGCAGCUGAUGCUGAUGCUGCUGCCAAUGGUAGUGACGUGAAUGGGCAAGGGAAUGCCGAACGGGACGGCGAGCGGAGGAAAGUCGGGGAUAGCCGGGUCGACGGUCUCGAUAAGGGUGGAGAAGGGGAGGUCGAAGCUGAGGUUUCCAACGGACAGCAAUCGCAGGCCCAGGCAAAUGGGGAGGAGCAGAGGCGGGAGGAGAAUGAGCCUGAGAGUGAGGGCAGUGGCGAAGAGCAUGACAAGGGUGCCGUUGAGCAAGAGCAGAGAAACGGCAUGGAAGUGGACGCGCAACCGAGUGCGCUCGCGAAGAGUGUGGAAGUCCUGGGCUUUGCUCAAGGCCGCGAGAAGGGGCAGGAACACCGACAACCUGCCAACGGGGAUCGGGACGCGCCGGGCGUGCCAUCGUCUGUGAACGAUCACACGGAGAAGCCUCGGUUCGAGCCGGAGAAAAUUGAUGAUGAUAAGAGGGUAUCUGAUGGACAGGGAGACACUGUAUCAGAAGACCGACCCACGAAUGAGCACUCCUCGCCGCCUGUGGCUGGGCAAGGGGAAGGGGAGUCCCGGACAGUCGAGGCAUUGAGGGCGGAUGAGCGCGCCAAAAGCUCGCUAGCCGAGAGGAACACGGCGGAAGCUGUGCCCUCGGUUCCCCCCGGCAAAAGCAUCGAAAUGGACAGCUCUGAAACUGUCAAUGGGGCUGACCUUCCCCGACGCAUCGUAUCACCACCAACGACCGAGGCCGGAUCUCCUGUUGAGUCGCGAAUGCGGGAUCAACAACCAGAGAGUGCAGAACCAACCGCAGAUGCUCAGCAGGGAGGAAUCGAGCUUACCCAAAAUGCUUCAAGAGUUGAAAUAUCUGGCAUCAACGGGACAGUUGGGAGAAGGGAUGGGGAUGGGGAUGUGGAAAUGCCGGACGCCCAAAUACGGCCGGAGAACGAUACAAACGGUGCACUGGGCAACGAUAGGCCCCAAGCUGCGUCGGCUGCUCUUGGAGCCCCAGCCUCCCCCUCCUCGUCAUCCGAGCUGAGCUCGCGCAAUACGACCCCCGAACUGGACACCCCAGUAUACUUGGGCAGGGAUCCGAGCCCGUCCGAGACACCAGAACAGAAGUCCUUAGGGAACAUUGAAAUCCUCGGGGAGUCAGGCGAUCCGAUUGGGCGAGUAAAGGCAGAAGACUUUGGAAACAGUGUAAUGAGCCGCAUUGUCCAAUUGCCGGUCAAACGGCCGGUCCAGAUCCGCUCUGGCCGCAAGUUCACUACCGACGAUCUCGACGCCGUCGAGCGUCCGGAACCAGGCAAUGCUAGACCGUCCAGAUUCGUUAGCCUUUUUGUCCAGGCAACAGGUGAGCUGCAAGCCCGGCCCUGCUUGGACUGCACUGCCGACGGCGGUCCCUACUUGGACUGUGUCAUGGUCGAUGAUCCCGAGUUCCCUCGGUGCGGAAACUGCGAGUGGAAUCAGCGGUGUUGCCAAGGAGGCACUACGGAGCGCCCUUCUGAUUCGCGCCAAAACCUCACGAGCAAGCCGCCGGCGGAUUCGCCUACCAAGAGGCGCGCGUCAAGCAGCGGCCCCACGGCUAUAGACCCCGCAGCAGAGAAUCGAGAGAGCAGGGAAGAGUUGAAGCCCUCGACCAGCAACUCGGACGGACGAGAUAGCAGGGAAGCGGCCACGAAGAAGGGCCCGCGGAAGUCGCUUCCGGGUAGUCGAAAUGUACCGCUGCCAUCGACCCCUUCAACAUCCUUCCAGGAUGAAGGUGAACUGCUGCCCGAGAUCACCAAGGACGUCCUUUCUCUCAAGCAUGACGGGGUUGUGUUUACAGAUCCGCCCAUUAUGCGCGGCGUGCCACUGGCCAAGAUCUCGCCAGAGCACCCCUAUUGGGAGCCCGACUGGAAGCCGCUCGAGGAGAUCGUGGAGCCGGUGUGGCAGAAACACCAGGAAAGGUAUGACCAGCUCGAAAGGUCGGGAACGACGUACCGUGACAAGCACUUGGCGAACCGAGACGCGAAGCGCGGCCGCCUCAUUCUCAAGUUCCUGGAGGAGGGCGAGUUGCACCCGUACCAACUGGUCGGGAAACAAUGGAUCAAUCACAGGCUCACCAACUACGAUACGCUCUACCGGCUGGCGCAACUGCUGACUGACGAGCUGCCCAAGAUGAAUCUGGACGUCACCCCGUCGGAAUGGCUACGCCACCGGCUGCACGAGUUGUAUCUGGAGCACGGGGACAAGCUCGACGUGGCCAACUGGAUAAGGAGAGCGUACCACGACCGCAAGAUCGAACAACUCCGGUUGAAGAACGGCUUUCCCCGCGUCGGGCGCCCGCCGGCUCACGCAUCCAAGAGCACGGAGCCCGGCGGUAGCAGUAAGAAGGCGACGGGGCCGCGGUCGCUGAAGCGCAAAGACCCGCACCAAACGCCAGAGUCGACACCGAGCAAGUCAAAGACGGGCAGCACGUUGAGAGAAUCCCCUUCGGUAGCAUCGGAUGCAGGGUCGUCAUCGGCAGCGGCAACAGCAAAGACAGGGGGGCCAGGGCAGCAGCCCAAACCGAAGAAGAUCAAGAUCAUCACGAGCCAGCCCCAGCUCCAACCCAGCAGCAAGCCCCCAUCGACCAAGGCUCCCAAGAUCAUUUUGAACAGCCCGUAUCCGCCAUCCGCCACCAGCGACAAGGCGCCCGCUUUGAAGGGCAGCCGGGCUGCAGCCAAGGGGAAGGAAGACGACCAGGGCUCGGCGCUCGAAUACGACGGAUACACCUCGAGCGACUCCAUCAGCGGCGACACGCUGCACGUCAACGACUGGCGGCUGCACCAGGUCAAGACGCGCACGUUUGCGACCAACCCGCAAGUGACGCAGUACUGGCACUGGGUGACGGAACAGAAGGAGCACAACCUGAUCGAGCACCAGGUGCUCGAGUCGGUGGGGCCGCCGGUCAAGUGGUCCAUCUUCAAGAGGCCGUACAAUUUCCACCUGAAGCUGCCCGACAUCCAGGAGGUGUCGUUCGCGAGGGCCAGUAACAGGGUGGUGGUGACGCAUCGCAAGGGGAGGGACGGUAAGGACCUGGCUCCGCGGGGAGACAUUAUGGCCGAGUUCAAGCGGGACAGGACGAAACGCAGGUUCUUGACCUUCCUGCGUCGGGAUAAAGGAGUCAAGGUUAUCGAGCUGUCGAGGGAGGCGAUCGAGGCCAAGUGGAAUUCUCUCUCUCCCGAGACUCUCCCUGGCCCGGACUCGGAUUAGCUUCGCAAGGCCCUCUGAAAGGGCGAAGGCGUAGGCGUUUUGCUGAGCCUACUCCAGGGA
Messenger RNA from Thermothelomyces thermophilus ATCC 42464, 4513 nucleotides. RefSeq lists its product as uncharacterized. Bases 668 to 4453 code for a protein of 1261 amino acids. NCBI's taxonomy places the organism in Eukaryota, Fungi, Ascomycota, Sordariomycetes, Sordariales, Chaetomiaceae. The record is from RefSeq and is a predicted model, not a curated record. The transcript has 3 exons.